Molecule: messenger RNA, 2274 nt
Organism: Sparassis crispa
Lineage: Eukaryota; Fungi; Basidiomycota; Agaricomycetes; Polyporales; Sparassidaceae
Exons: 5
Coding region: 1-2274 (757 amino acids)
Biological process (GO): chloride transmembrane transport
Cellular component (GO): cortical endoplasmic reticulum
Molecular function (GO): chloride channel activity
Source: RefSeq, a predicted model, not a curated record
AUGGUUCCGACCGUAGAUCUCGUACUAGUCUUCCGCUCGUCCUCCGGAAAGGUGCUGUCGAGACCUCAUGCUCGGGAGAAUGCUCGUCAGGCAGAGCGGCAGUAUACACUGCUUCUGCAUGUGCUGAAGAAGGGCGGUUUGCGUGCGGUAGGCAAGUGUGGAGAGCGUGAGGGGCAACUCUUGGUGUUGGUUUCAUGUCCGUUGGAGACGGUUGCGCGCCUAUCUCAGCGAGAGCUACAUUCUGAUUUUGUCUCUGGUCUUCCUAUGGCGAACCCUUCCGCCGUAUUUGAUGUGCAGACGAAGCAACUAACCCCGGCUAACCAUCUACGUCUCAUACACACGUACGUCACGUCCACCAUCGCUGAGGGCGGCCUUGGGGUUGUUCCUGGUUCCAAAGAAUGGGAUCGCGUCGAGUCCGUGAUGGCUUUGCACGAUCACGCGUUCAAUGAUGCGUGGAUUCGGUCAUGGACGACUCGCGGUCAGUUGCUCAGCCCAAAGUUCGAUGCCAUCAGAGACCAGUUCGGCGAAGCUAUUGCCCUAUAUUUCCAUUUCCUCUACCACUACACGAAUUUUUUGCUUUUCAUCUCUGCUGCCGGAGUGUAUUAUUACUUCUGGGGUGUGCCAUAUUCUCCCGUGUAUUCCUCCAUACUCCUGCUCUGGUCCAUCACGUUCGUGGAGUCCUGGCGUAUCAAGCAACGCGUGUUGUCCGUUAGGUGGGGUACGAACGGCUCGUUCCGUGUGGAGAAGAGGAGAGCACAAGCUGUUCCAAAGCGGUGGUGGCAGAAAGACUUCAAGAUGCUUGCCAGCAUGCCGGUGAUCUUUCUGUUUGCGGCCGUCCUCGGAGUUCUACUCACGGUCGUUUUCGUUUUCGAAGCAUUUGUGACACAGCUAUACACUGGGCCGGGCCACCGCUAUAUCUCGUUCGCACCCACCAUCCUGGUUUCUGUGCUUGUACCCAGGUUUCUCAAGAUUUACCACGGGUACGCAGUCGCGAUGACGAACUGGGAGAACCACGCACACCAGUCUACGCACGAUGCGUCGCUGACUGUGAAGACGUUUUCGCUUACCGCCGUAGCAGAAUACCUCGGUCUUGCGCUCUCCGCGUUCGUGUACGUGCCAUUUGGCGAGGACGUGAUGAUAUUUGUCCAGAAUAUUCUGGAGAAAAACACGAGUCUCUACGAUGCGGUUGGGACCGUUGUCUCUCUAUUCUCCCCGAACGUUACUACCUACAGGUCUGGCCGUGGGACUAGCAAAGCAUCUGUAAGAAGCACUACGACUCCCGGUAUCCGCACCCAAGGGAAGGGCAUGUGGGAGAUGGACAUUAUGAACGCGCGGAACAAGUUGAGCCCGACGAGGCUGCAGGACCAGAUGUUCGCGUCCACAGUGACCAACCAGGUGGUUGACACGUUCUUCGAGAUAGGGCUUCCGUAUGUGAUGCGCGCCGUUAAUUCGUUGCGCAGUGGGAAGGGCCUCUCGUUGGCGGCCGGCAGUGCUGGUGCAAGCAGUGUUGUUAAGAAAAAGCGUGUGAUGUUCGAGGAUCAAGCGGGUGAGAAGGACUUGGCGAAGGAUGCGAAUGGGAAGGAGGAGCGAGAGUUCAUGGAGAGGGUGCGCAGGGAGGUUGCACUGCCGGAUUAUGACGUCUUCGAGGACUAUCGAGAGAUGGUCUCGCAGUUCGGAUACGUUGCGUUGUGGUCGACGAUCUGGCCACUGGCACCAGUGAUGUCAUUGUUGAAUAAUUGGUUCGAGAUGCGUUCUGACGCAUUCAAAAUCGCUGUACACACGCGACGGCCAUUACCUUCACGCACGGAUACCAUCGGGCCGUGGCUGGACUCGCUGACAUUCCUCUCAUGGCUCGCUACGCUGACCAACUCAGCACUGGUCUACCUUUUCCGACCCAGCGACCACUGCAAGCCGCUAAAGACAUCCCUCGAACGGAAUAACCACCAUCUCAGCCAACCGACUUCAUCUUCGCGUCAGCUUUUACUCUCGGCGCUGCUCAUCGCGUUGGCCGCGUCGCACGGUUACAUCAUUGUACGUGUACUCAUCCGUCAUGUGCUGGAGCGCGUGCUGUGGCGAGGCAGCGAAGAGCAGAGCGAGAGAGAGAGAGUCGAGACGCUCGUGAAGGAGCACUAUCUCAAGAGCCUUGGCGUCGCGGACGUGGUGAGCGUGGAGGGGAAUGAGACCACCGAUACUGAUUUGCAGGGUGAUCUGGAAGCUUUUUGGAUGUAUGACGAGGGCUUGGACGAGCUAACGAGAGAAACCAAGGAGUCAUAA